Porites lobata is the source of this 9222-nucleotide messenger RNA. The record is from the annotation of a GenBank genome assembly. NCBI's taxonomy places the organism in Eukaryota, Metazoa, Cnidaria, Anthozoa, Scleractinia, Poritidae.
GUACUAUCAUGUACGAUCAAGUUGAUAUUUUCCGCGAAGUUUAUAAGUUUACGUUUAUUGGCAAAAUACUGAUAUUUAUCAACCCAGGACAUGUGGUGAUGGAAUAUUCUUCGUUUUCGGGAGUUGCUAGCAGACGUUCAAUUUUCUUGCAGAGUUCUCAACUUCCAUUCCUCCGUCUAGUGAAAUAUCAUGUAUAGUUGUGCAAUUGGUUGCUUUCGAAGACACGCUGUAAACAAAUUCGUUGGACCGGAUCAGGUAGUUCCUUGCAUCAACCGGUUUAUUGGGGCACAAAGUAGUCCGUACAGAUGGUGCUUCCUAAGACGAAAUUCUCAUUACGUAGCUCCCAAGAAUCGAACAUUUAUCGGUUGGCAAAGGCAGCGAAUAUUUGGUCUUUAUCUGCCUUCUAGAACUUCUCCCGUGCGUUCACGUUCCAACACUAGUGGAAGUCUUACUGACAAUGGAAAAGAGGAGAAGCAAGAGGAGAACGUUAACCCUGCAAAGAAACAACUAAAAAGUGACGAUCUCUUUCGGAUAUUAUCACUUGCCAAACCGGAGUAUAAGAAUCUUGCUGGUAAAUUAAAUCUCUUUAAAGUUAGUUGUAUAAUUAAGAGCACUCAACCAGCGAGAGCUUGCGUGUCACUCUCUCAUUUGACAGCUGAUAGGCGAUCAAAUGAGCAAUUGACUCUGAACUCCCUAGCUCCAUAAUGAGUAUACUAGAUUAAGAAAGUUGAUCUCUUACCUUGUUUGUCUUUGAAGUGCCAGUUUGGAUAAUAAUGCAAUACAUGAAAGGGAACCGUGAAUUAUUAUAGUUUGAAUGAACAAAAUAAAUAUAUAAACAAAUAAAAUGCAUUGUCACAUCUAGAGACCUCUUCCAUCCUGUCCAUCUGGGGUAGGUGAAUGGGAACAAUAAUGGGUAACACCAAUACUGGCAUACAAAUUCUCCUGAUUGAUCUCCAACCAAACAUUCCUUAAGGAAUUAAUUGAGAUAAUUUUGAUAAAUUUUCCUACCUUUAUCUAAUGAUUAUGUAUUUGUAUUUUAGGAGAAGAUUGAUUUUGGUCAAUCUUGGGAUUCAAAGGGUUACUUACGUAGAGUUUAUGAGAAGCUUGUUUAUAGGAGGACGUCACUGAUGCCGUCAUCUUUCUUUUUUUUAUGCUAGGAGCCAUUAGUCUUUUGUUCAUCUCCUCAGCUGUUACUAUGUCUGUACCAUUUUGCAUGGGAAAGAUCAUUGACAUCAUUUAUACAUCAAGUCAAAAUCCUGCACAAAUGGUGGAUACACUGACAUAUGUCUGUAAAAUCUUGUGUGGAGUUUUCCUUUUGGGAGGAACAGCUAACUUCGGAAGAGUGUACCUUAUCCAAAUUUCUGGUAAGAAACUCAAAGUCUUUUCUGCAUCAGUGUUUUGACCCUUGUCAGUAUACAUCAAAUUGUAGUUGUUAGUCUCCUUUUCAGUCAUGUGACCCUAAAAACAGCUGCAACGUCGACUAUAAAAUAGUUGGUUGCCUUAUGUAAAAUUCUGUAAACUUCUCCAGGCCAAAAAAUCAUCAAGAGACUGCGUGAAAGACUGUUCAGUUCCAUACUUAGACAAGAAACAGCCUUUUUUGAUCGAACAAGGACAGGAGAGCUGAUCAAUCGUUUGUCAGCUGACACCAUCUUGGUAGGAAAGGCUGUCACAGACAAUGUAUCAGAUGGACUGAGAGCUGUUGCGCAGUCUCUGGCAGGAGUAUCCAUGAUGGUGAGUUCAGUAAAUCUUCAGUCAAAACCAUUAUUUUGUUGUCAUUUUGCAUUGACUGGGGGACAGGAGUAAUAAAGAAGUACAUGGGGUCCUUACUUAAACUACGAUGGUGACGGCAAUGGGAUCAUCAAAAAAUCAAUAGGUUUAAUGAGCAAAAUAGCAACUCUGCAUGUGCAUCACACUUUUUUGUAAAUUUCUUUGCCAUCCUAGCUCAACAUAUGAUGGAAAAGACCAAGUUUUAAAUUUUAAUUAAACUUGAGAACAUGAAUGGCAAUGCAAUAAAUUCUAUCAUCUCUGUGUGAAAUCGGGUAUUGUCCCUGCUCUUCAGCUUCAACCUAAAUUCCCCUUUAAGUAACAAGGACUUGGUACAAAAAAAGUUUGAACGGAUGCAAAGUCUAUUUUUCAGCAGCAUUUUCAUGGAAGUCACUGUUGUUGGAUCGUGAGGUCCCUAAUAGUAACAUAGCAAGAGUUAAUUUGUUCGCUGUUUUAGAAAUGAGAAAGGGAAUAGAGCCAAAAUGUGUCCCACAAUAAUAUUGUUUUUGGGAUUGUUACUGUGGUUGUGCUGGUCAGCUAUUGGCCGAUGUUUUUCCCCAUCCCCAGUAGUAGUCCGGGAAGUCUUUAAAUCUUCUUGGACUAGUUUCCCUGUUGUUUCUAAAGUGAUGAAUGAAGGGAGCAUAUUUUUUUCAACUUUUAGUUUUAUGUCUGCCCCAAGCUGGCUAGCAUUGUUCUUGGAAUUGUACCUCCUGUUGCAAUAGCCAUUGUCAUGUACGGUCGCUACCUUCGCAGUAUCACCAAGAAAACACAGGACUCUUUGGCACAGUCAACACAAGUACUAGUUUGCACUAAAUUGCAUUUUAUACAUUAAUAACAAGUAUCAUACAGAAGAUAAUGAAUUAUGAUAGUAAUAAUAAUUAAUAAUAAUCAAUUUUUAAUAGUAAUAUGACUCCAACGCAGGAAGACAGGCAACAUGAGAUGAUUUUAUAUUUGACCCCUGGCAACACAAACAAUUUGGAAGUGGCUCUUGGAAUAGAUUGAAGUUCAGAUUUUCCAAUGCUCAGUGUAUCCCUGAACUUCUGGUUAUUCAAAGGUCUCGUACAAUACUGCACUGAGCUGCUUUUUUGUUGCUGUAUGUUGAUUGAAGAACAAAGCAAUUGGUAAUUCAGUAUUUUGUAGGGGUAAAGAGUCUCCUGUUUGGUCAGCAAUUUACUAAUCUAAUAUCUUGGUGUGGUUCAAUUUUGCCCUUGAUUUAUAUUAUAUUUAACAACAGUACUGAACCACAACAAAAACAUGUACAAAAUUUGGAAAAGGCAACUGAUUUAUUUCAAAUAAUAAAUAAAAUAAAUAUUAAUUCAUUGUUUGUUGAAAAUAUUUUAUGCUUAUGUUAAUUUUUAGGUUGCAGAGGAGAGAAUCAGCAACAUACGAACUGUAAGGGCAUUUGGACAAGAACUGAAAGAGAUCAAGAUGUAAUUAGUUUUUUGUCACAUGUUAUUUAAUGCGAAGAACAACUUGUAGUUUCUUUGUGCCACGCCACUGGCCUGAUCUCAUUUAAAGUUAGUCCUUUUUGUUGUUAGUAAUACAAAUACGUGGCAAAAAUAUUUAAAAGGAUGAGGAGAGAAGCAUGUUAUAUUUGAUGUCAUUAAUUAUUUGUUUUUAGGUAUGCAGACAGUGUACUUGAUGUUUUUAAACUUGCUAAGAAGGAAGCUGUUGCAAGAGCAAUAUUCUUUGGAUUUGUAAGUUGGUUUUUUAGAAUUAGCCAGUCCAUCCCUUCUUCUCCUUCCUAGGGUUGUGCAUAAGGAAAUAUCCAUACAAUAAAAACCAGUUAUUGUCACUGGAGUGUUAGUAUGGUCCUGGGGAUCAAAGGAUGUUGAAGCAGCUGUGCCCAUCCCCAGGUUGGUCCCCUAAAGGGCUUUAAUUCUAAUUUUCUGAUUAACAUGCCCGUCCUGAUUAUCCGGGAUAGUCCCCCCCUCCCCCAUGAGAAAAGAGGGUUGAUGUAAAAUUGAUAUGGUACUACCCCCAGAUAAUGUAGCUAUGUGUGGUUGAAAAAGUGUGACAUUUUGUUUGAUUUCAGACAGGACUGUCUGGUAAUGUUAUAAUGUUGGCAGUGUUGUACAGUGGUGGAAUGAUGAUGACAGAUGCACAAAUCACUGUUGGUGAUCUUACAUCUUUUCUACUCUAUGCCGGGUUUGUUGGCAUAUCUUUUGGAGGUAAAUAAAAUGUUUUUCAACAAUUUCCUAUAGGACCUAAUUAAUGUUUUGAACUAGGCUGGGAUUCCUAGAUUUUUUUUAAUGUUUGGGUUUCAGACUUGAAGGUUAUCCUCUUUAAUACUACAUAAUUGUUUUGUGUUUUAUUUGUCCAUUUUCUUUUGAGUAGAGGAGUUGAAAAGUGAUAAUAAUAAUAAUAUUAUGAUACAAAUGGAAAGGGGAACGAUACAGUGAAACUAAAAUUAUUUCCCCUUUUAAGUAAGACAUUGUAUUCAGGAUAAAGAGUAAAUAUAAAAGAUGGGAAAUGGGAAAUUUGUAUGCUGCAUAUUAAUCCAGGGGUGAUUCCAUUCAGUUUGUAGAAAAGGUCUGACAUGUGAUCUCUCAAAGAGACCUCUCCAGCAGUAUUUUGCUUAAUACUAUCUGUCUAUCUGUUUUGUUUUUAUUGUGUUAAUGUUUUACGUUUUAUAUAUGGUAAAACCUCUAUAUAACUAAAGCCCAAAGGAUUGACAAAAUUUGUUAUAUAUUGUAUUAUUUCUGGGACAAAGAAUAUCUUUGUUAUACUUAGGAAUAUGUUAUAUAGAGGUUCAUCAUUUGGAGUUCCACCUUAUUUAGCCUAUUCACUUCUGCGAAAUUUUUUCUAAAACGAUGUAAAUAAGUUCUGAGAGUGUAUGACAUAAUAAUGUCACUAAUAUGGCUGUAUAUAAUAUGCCCUUUCCUGCAGGCCUCAGUUCCUUUUACUCAGAACUCAUGAAAGGGAUUGGCGCAAGUGGUAGACUGUGGCAGUUAAUUGAUAGGACUCCCACCAUUCCUUUGUCAGGUGAACUAACUUCUGACCUUCUGUCUGAUGGGCCUCUGUAACUGCAGCUUCAUCUAUUUUGUCUAGUUAGACCAAUUAAGAUGAAACUUGAAAACAAUGAAAAUUUAAGCCAAAGAAUUAGUUGUUGAAGAAUGAUAAAUCACAAGUUCACAACAAACACAUAGUUGCCUACUGAACAUCAGUUUGUUUUGAAGCAUUUUCAACAGGAAAAGCUAACUAUUUUAAACUAAAAAAUUAUAGCCUUUGUAUUCUCUCUCUGUUUUAUACAUCCUUCCCUUUUUGCGCAAGAUGGGAAAUAUAUUUAAUCCUUUCUUAGUAUUAAAGAAUAACGCCUUAGGUGUUUCAGCACAUUGUGUCAUCAAGAACAAAUGUCCUAAAAACUCCUACAAGCCUGUGUACAGCUACCCCUUCCUAGAGGGAAAAGGGCGACUGUACAUAGGCUAAAAAUCACCAUUCUUUUAAACAGUACAGGCCUGUAUGUUUCCCCUUAUUUAUAUUUUUAUUCCUUUAUCUAUUAGGGGAUUAGUCCCACCAAAUAGAAUUUAAUAUUGUUUUGUGGUCCUGAGUACUCUUGGAUUAAUAACCAAGGCCCUAGCCUGCACCAUAGAUGAAACUAAUCUCUGGUUACUAACCAGGGUUAAAUUAUGUCCGCGAUGCAGGCUACCAAAACCCAGGUCAAGCGGGAAACUUUCCAUGUGGUGAACCUGAUGCUGUAUUGUUCGUUCCCAUUUAUAGCAUUAAAUUUGUUUCAUGUAAGUUUAACGUUUGAUCCCGGCCUAACAUUCCUAUCAUGUGUUUAGGAGGCUUACGACCAGACAUCCAUGACUUAAACAGGGGGAUUCUGUUUAACAACGUCCAUUUUUCUUACCCAUCUCGGUCUGACAUGCCAAUCUUCCAUGGACUCAACUUGGAGGUUCCUGCAGGAUCGGUCACAGCAGUGGUUGGACCGAGUGGGUCUGGGAAGAGUACACUGGGGUCAUUACUUCUUCGCCUGUAUGACCCGAAUCAGGGUCAGGUGAUUGUUGGAGGGCAUGACGUAACAACUCUAUCACCUGAUUGGCUGAGAGGUGCUGUGGGAACAGUUCAUCAGGUGAAUGAAUAGGCUAUUUCCAAUUUGCCCCAAGCCUCAGUUUCAGAGUGAGGCUAAGUGCGGAGCCAUUUUGCCUGUACACAGACAUUGUUUUCUCUUUCAAUUUGACAAUCGGCGAGCACAUAAGCGAUGCAAGCACGCAAAAACGAGCGCAGAUCGAGAGAAAAAAACUAUCUAAAUAUCUACCUAUUUUCUUCUUCCCCAACCCCUACCCCCUUGAGCUAGCGGUUAGUAAAUCCCCCGCGGUUUUACAUUCUUACCCGCACUCAACGGUUACUGAAGGGAAAAUAGGGCAAUUGAUAAGAAAGUGAUUUUUUACUCUAAAGCAAAUGAAACCCAUUUUCACAAGGAAAGUUUUGCACUUGAAAGUUUUGAAAGUGAGAGUUAUUGGAACUCGGACAUGGUCUAUUUUGUUUUGGUUUCCAGUGUGGACAAAAACUUUUUUGAAUUUCAUACUUUUACUUUUCAGACCGCUUCAAAGAGAAACCUUAUCAAAUAGUUUUACAAUUUUUCUUUUCCUUCAAGGAACCAAUUCUGUUCUCAUCUUCUGUUGCGGAUAACAUUGCAUAUGGUGCAGCCAUAGGUCAACAAGUCAGCCAGGAUGAUAUUGAGGACGCUGCUGUACAAGCCAAUGCUUAUAGUUUUAUCAAGAGCUUCCCUAAAGGAUUUGACACUGUUGUGGGAGAAAGAGGACAAAUGCUAUCAGGUUAUAAUCAUAGAACGGGGUUGAAUUCACCACAAGUAACCACCUCAAAGUGAUUAAAUCAAUCAGUCAUGGCCCUCCACUAACCCAACGUUUUGUUUUUUUUAGUAAGAAGUGAGGUGGUGUUAAUAUUGUGAUGGGGGUAGGGUAGGGCAAGCUUUACAUACUGUAAAUCCAUUUUCUACAACUUACUUUGACUGUGCAAAAUGGGAGGGGUGAGUCAGGGGGACUCUCUAAAAAUAUGCUUAUGGUGACUGGUAUUUUUGGUUGUUGGGGAGGGGGCAGGGGUGGAAAGCAACAACUAAUGUCAUGUAAAAGUACUUCUAAAGAAAGAGUUUUUAUGUGAUUGGUCAGACCAUAGGAUUCAAACAAAAAUGAAAACCACAAUGACAUACUAAAUAAAUAGUACUACAGUUGUAUGUAAAAGAAUGCCUAAAGAGCGUACACCAUAGGUUAAGGUUUUCCAUUCAAACUGGCAAACGGUAGAAUUGCGCGUUAUGUCCUAUAAUUAAUCUUGCUUUGAAAUUAAAGUAACGAAUUUAAAUCUACUUUUGCUUGUGUUUUAUACCCUGCAGGAGGUCAAAGACAGCGAAUUGCAAUUGCAAGAGCAAUUCUGAAGGUUAGUGAAGCUGUUCUUAUUUACUGGUCAUAUGUCAGUAAUCUUUCAAACCCUGAUAGACAUACAGAUUCUCCAGAGUGGUCUCCGUACAUUUGCUUACAGAAUUAGAUCAGAGAAUUUGUGUAAAAAUCAGUUAAGCAUUUUCCUUUAGUUGAUCAUUUUAACAAUUCUCAUAACUCUUCUCUUGAUAAUGUAUUUAUAUUGUUAGGUAUAAAAAUUGAUGUUCAUCACUCAGGGGCACCCAACGAGAAUAUAGUUCGAAACCACUUAAACAUAGAAUUGUUAAACGUAUUUUAGUAUUUAAACGGUAGAUAUAGCAUAUUUUUAUCCCCUAAAAAAUUUUUCAUCUGUUGGGAUUUCCUAGCUGAAAGUCUAGUGAUCCGAAAAUUAUAGGGAUCAAAACUUACCUUUUCGAAAAUUUCAGCCAGAAAAAAGGUUCCCGAAAAUUCUAACUGACCUUUUUACGGUAAAAAUCCGUUAAAAAUAGGCAAUUAUGCCAUUUUUUAGAUGUCCGAAAAUCCUAGGAGAGGCAGGCAAGCAAGAAAUUUUACAACAAAUGUUCGAAAAUUCUAGAUCUCAAAUCGUCUUCCGAACAGAUAUUUUUCCGAAAAUUGUCGUUGGGUGCCCCUGAUCACUAUUAAGAAAUUUAUGUAGGUUGCUUGCGGGCUCUCGAGUACAGGGCAAAGACAAGGCGAGAAAACAUGAGGAGGGAGGGGAGGGUGGAGUACCUGGCUAUAUCAGGGCGUAAUCAACACAUGUUCACUAAAAACUGUCUUUCUGUAAUUACUUAGAACAGCAUAUUUUGUUUGGGCAAUGUUUAUAUUUUAAAAAUAAUCUCUUUUCCCCUUAGAAUCCGUCCAUUCUUCUCCUUGACGAAGCAACAAGGUAAUUGGGUCAUGCUAUUGAGAAGUAGAUUUGCUACAGCUGAUUUACCUAACUUAUAUCUAGUGAUUUAGCCAGUUAAAGGCGUUAUGAUUUUGAACAGCCGGGGCCUAGCAGCAACUGCGCCCUCACUGCGAUGUUCUCGAGUUUAUAACUGACAAGCGGCUCAUUUUGGGCCGGUGCAAAUGUCGCACCCUUCAACUUUUGAGUGGCAAGUGCCUCAACUGGCGUACUUACGUCAAAGCAAAGAAAUAAAUUGUAAGUCAGAGAUACGGAAAAAGAUAUUUAAAAUUCAUGCAUUAGAUGUAAUAUAUCAAACAUGAGAUGCAGUGUUUGAUCACCAGAUGAAACACCGAGAAGAGAGUUGAAAAUACGACGCGCAGCGGAGUAUUUUUGACGAACUUCGAGGUGUUUCAUCUGGUGAUGAAACACUGUGUCGAAUGUUUGAUAUUUCUUCUCAAACAAAAUCAUUUUUGAAGGAGAAAUUAAGGAUGCAAAUACCAAGCAGUGUUUCAUCCGAUUUCCAAACACUCAUUAAACAUUAAUUUCCUUUGUAUUUUCUUAAUGAAUUAUUAAUGAGUUUGAGAAACGUAGUUUUACGUUUGAGAACGGCCCUUGUUGAAUAUCCGCCUCUUUAGUGUCAGAUAAUGCGAUGUUCCUUGCUACCGAACUUAAUUGUUCAGUCAAUCCGCACCACGCAAAAUCUGCCAAACAAAGCUGAUUCAAACAGCGCUUCUCUUUCGUACGUAAUUCUUUAGUUAGGUGCGGCGCGUGAUGUGCUCGGUUUUAAACGAGGCUGAGUCAAUGUUCAUUUUCUUGUAGUGCUUUGGAUGCCGAAAGUGAGCACCUUGUUCAGGAAGCUCUUGAAAGACUGAUGAAGGGUCGAACUGUCAUCACUAUUGCUCAUCGGCUCUCGACCAUCAAAAAUGCUGACAACAUUGUGGUUUUAAACGAUGGACAAAUUGCCGAAGCUGGUUCUUACGCUCAGUUGAUGGGCAAUCCGGAUGGAUUGUUCAGGAAAUUGGUUGAAAAGCAAACUAUUGGACUUCAAUAAGUAAACAGUGUAGGUCUCUAUCCAACAAACUAGUUUGGGAUGCAGCUUAAUGAGGUUACCCGCAAGGCAGGCUUUGAAAAAGGUUGGGAAAAAGGGAAAAAGAGAGGAGCGGGAAACGCACUCCU